AAACAUUACGCAGCUCUCGACAAACAAGAGAGAGCGAGAGGUGGAGAGCACAAACGCUGCUGUCGCAGUAGCCGAUGACUUGUCGGCGAGAGGCUCGCAGGUGACAAGAAUGUCACUCGCCCGACUGUGACAAGGGCAGGACCUUACGUGCCGUAGUCGCUUUGAGUCGUAAUCCACGUCACCAGUCAACCCGAACUCGUGUACUCUGAGGACGAGGUACACUUGCCGCAUGCAAAUUAGGAUAAAAAACAUUCUAUUUAAACUCGCUCGGUCAAUUUUGAUGCUGUUUAUCAUUGUAUACAGCCUUGCAGCAGGUUUGGGAGCUCUAGUUUGUCCUGUGUCCACAGUUUUAGUGUACUUUAAAGGCGUUGUAUUAUACCUCCAUGCAAAUUGAGAAAAAGGAUAUUUUUUACUAGUUUUAAAGACGCAAGAAAGGGCUUUUUUACUGUGAGUUACAUGGUAUUUUGACAUCGGGGAAAGCAUUUUUGAUUUCAGAGUUCACAUUUUUGUCAUCCGUUGGCAAACAAGAGGGAAGUAUUUGUACAAAUAACUGUAAUAACAGUGUCAAGAACUUUGCGGAUUAAAAAUUCGGUAGCUGGAAUAACAUUUGUUUUGGGAGCUCAUAUUUUUACCAGCUGGGCUAGAUCGUGUAGCAGGCUUUACUAACAUUCUGAAGCCAAGGAGGCAACAAAAUCAGGGAUUUUCGACAUUCUUGGACGUCGAAUAACUGUUGGGAUUUUUGCGUGGCCUGGGAAACAUUGUUUGAAGCAAGAUGAUCAAAGUGAAAGACUUGAAGCAAGUGAGGGAUAGGACAGUGCAAAUAGAAUUCACUGUGGACAAAUGUAAAUCCGGCACCAGUCAGUCGUUCAUACCGAGGACCCACUGUUCCACAAGAAGGUCAAGAAUGCCGAGUCAACGCGGCGUCGACGGGUGUCUUCAGUGGAUUAAGGAUGAGCGGGAGGUCCUGAGCGAUGCUGAUAUGGGCAGUAACAUGACCACUGUCCAACUGGCCAUAGAGGACCAAGCCAAGAGAAAUACGGCCAUCAGACAAUAUAGGGAGCAGAUUGGGAAUGCUGUGGCGGAGAAUGAUGCCUCUGAAUCUGAAUAUGCAAAGCUUCAUGCACAGUACGUUGCACUGACGGCUACCGCAGACAAAAGAACCCACUGUCUAGAAACACUGUCAAAAGUUUCAAGUUUAGAAGAGUAUUGUUCGAAUCUCAGUGCAGAAUUUGACAGGACUGCCACUCAGCUAGCAAACACAGACAAACCUAAGCAUCUCAAUGGGGCACCUGUGGGGGAUUCCCUGUCCACGACAUAUGCGGCUCAGGAUUGCAUAUUCGCGGUGCGGAACAACUGGGCGUGGAUCCAGACUGUGGCUAAAUGCAUGGACACCCACCUGGCAAACGCCGCCGCCUACCACCAGUUUUACCAUGAAGUAGAGGAGUGCGAUUACUGGAUGAACCUUUGCCUGGCCACGCUUUAUAAAAAGUUUGCAGACAGAGAUAUGGAGGGAGACAGGCAAAGUGCAAUGCGCAUGCUCAAGGAAUUGGGAGAGACGCUCCAAGCCUAUUUACAGUGGCAGGCCCGCGUGGAUAAUUUAUACGACAAAAGUAAAGACAUUGUCCCUGUUAAAAUGAGGACGCAAGCUUUAAAAGAUCCUAAACCAGUUAGAGCGCUCUGUGCAUACAAGGCAAAUGGCGUCCAGAUACAGGACGGAGAAGAUCUGACACUUUUAGACAACACAGAUCCAACAAAGUGGAAGGUAAAAACUAAGAAGGGUCCAGAGCUGUUUAUACCUGCAGUGUGUGUUCUGAUACCACCAAUGGACGUAGACGCAGUAGAGGCAGCAACAAGAUUACGGUUACAGUUGCUGGCCAUUUGGACACAGUGUGUGAAGAGACUGGGAAAACAGAUGAUCACUCUCAUGCAACUAGUUUUUAGAGAUUGGAGUACUGAGGAGCCUUUUAGUACAGAAGAGCGGCAACAGAUCGCUCUACUUAGGUCGUUACCUAAUGGCAAGAAAGACAUGCUUCUGAAAAUAAUGGCACUUAUAGAAGAUACUUUGGGGAAGCACUGGAAAGAUUACCCACAAUUCGAGGAGCUUCUGGAACGAUUUGGAAGGCUGAGGAUUAUUCUACGCCAGGAACCGGUGGUGGACAUUGAAGACGAAGCAGUGGUUACCACUAUAGUUGUACAGAUCGGGACGUUGGAGGAUCUUAUGAGAAAAUACGAGGACUUCUGGAUCUACUGGCAGACGUACAAAGUGAUACUGGAGACUCUUCGCCAGCCUCAUUUCAUGUUGAUUGUAGACAAGUGGGAACAGCUUAGAUUUAUCUCUACGGCACAUUUCGUCAAAUUCUGGCAGACUGAAAUUACCGUUGACGACAUCGAGAAGAGCGAGGAAAUAUCCGUGAUCCACGAGACCCCCAAGCAGUCCCUCAAACCCGUGGACGUCCUGGACGCCGAUCUCAGCCUUAGCACCGAAGAGAGAAAAGCCGAGACUCAACAGUAUGUAGAAUCGGAGCAGGAGGAGCAGCGGAAGUUCAUCAUCAAGGGGGUCACGGACCCAGUUUCCGGUAACGUGAUCAGUAUGCAGCAGGCGAUUGGCAUGGGCGUCAUCAACCAGGAGACCGGAUGUUACGUCAAUAAAGUUACAGGCGAUUCCAUGCCCAUCCCUCAAGCCAUGAACGAAGGGUUGAUUCAGGUGGAGUUUGCUACAGCGAAGAGGAGUAAAGAGAAGAAGAAAUCCAUAGGAGUUAUCACCAUAAAAACCGAGAGACAAAACAAACCUUACUCCAUCGUCGGUGCGGUCAAUCCUAAAACGGGAGCCGAAAUUAGCGUUGCUGUCGCCUUGGAACAGGGGUUACUCAACGAGUCACGGGGAGUGUACGUCCACCCGGUGACCAGGCAAGAAAUGACCUUAUCAGACGCUAUAGACGCUGGGCUACUCUUGGUGAAGUUUGACGAAAACGUCGAAGCUGAUGUGACCACAAAAACCUAUGCUAUCCACGCUGUCGUGGACCAGCGGCGGAAGGCACGUGUCUCAUUCCAAGAGGCAGUUGACCAUGGUCUCCUGGACCGGGACACGGGGUCCUAUGUUAACAAUGUCACUGGGGAGAAGAUCUACGUGGCUGACGCCAUAAUGAGGGGGUUCGUUAAAGCCCAUGAGGUGGACGACCCCAGUAAACUGGACAUAGACGCUGAGAAUAAGAUCGUCGUGGAAAAAAUGGAAAAUAUGAAGAAGAAGUUGUUAAAGCCAAUGAAGGCUCUCAACGCGUUCAGAUCUGCGGUUAAGGCUAGUAAGGUCCCCAAUGGAAGUGUAAGCGCCAAAAAGUAA
This is a messenger RNA of Lingula anatina, 3337 nucleotides long. RefSeq lists its product as uncharacterized. The record is from RefSeq and is a predicted model, not a curated record. Lineage: Eukaryota; Metazoa; Brachiopoda; Lingulata; Lingulida; Lingulidae. Gene Ontology annotation, cellular component: cytoskeleton. Gene Ontology annotation, biological process: intermediate filament cytoskeleton organization. Gene Ontology annotation, molecular function: protein binding.